AUGUUGCGAUUACCGGCUUUCCUAGGCGUUAUCUGCGCCUUUGCUCUCGGACAGACGAGCAAGGCAUCGUCCAGUGCCUUUGAGCCAGACAAUUUCGAUGUCAACGCCGCGCUUUAUAAUCUUGGGGUGGAUGUUUCUACGAUCCCUGCCCUGACGGCACUGCAGCCACAAUCAACCAAAUCUGCCUGUCGUGCAGCUGUCAGUACCUCAAUUUGUAAAUCCAGGACAUAUAUACGAAGGACUGAUGUUUCACAGUGUGGUGCUCUUGGCUUUCUGUACGGCCCAAGUAGAGCGUUCGCGCAGAAUACCACUGCGUACUCCAACGCCACAGGAUCGUACUGGUCAGCCCAGCAGGAGGAAGUUCGUCCUGACUGCAUCUUCCAGCCAUCGGUAAACACCGAUGUUUCUAUGAUUGUCCUUCUCGCAAGGUAUACCGGCUGUCCCUUCGCCAUCAAGAGCGGUGGCCAUGCUGCCUUUGCGCGUGCAUCGAGUAUCCAGGGAGGAAUUACUGUUUUGCUGAAGGACCUGAACACCAUCACUCUAAAUGACAAUAGGUCCGUCGUGUCAGUCGGUCCUGGUAAUGUCUGGGUCCAGGUAUACUCGGCCUUGGAGCCCUAUGGCCUUGCUGCCAUCGGCGGUCGGGUUUCCACGAUCGGUGUUGGAGGGCUUACGACAGGAGAAGCUCACCGAGAGGAGGUCGUUACUGCAAGCGGUGCCAUUGUGACAGCUAGUAUAGACUCUUAUCCUGACCUUUACUGGGCUCUCCGGGGCGGUGGGAAUAACUUCGGAAUCGUCACCAAGUUCAACCUCUAUACCAUUCCGAGUUCUGAAAUGCGAGGCGGAACCCGGGUCUUUGCCGAAGAUCAAUUCAGCAAUGUGAUCAGUGCCUUUGUCAGCGUGGUGAACGGCGCCUCCGAUGAUGGCAAUGCGCAGCACUGGGUCGCGUUUGUCCAUACCCAAGGACAGAACGUCGCUGCGGCCGAGAUCACAUAUGUCAAGAACGUCAGCGAGCCGGUGAUUUUCGCGCCCUACCGUGCUAUUCCCGCGGUCCAGGAUACCACAGCGGCCAGGACCUUGGUGGAGUACUGUGACGCCGUCCAGGAGCUCAAUCCCGACGGCCUGCGGGAGAUGUACUGGACGCUCACCCUUCACUUGGACGAGGACUUUGCGAACUGGGUUACUGGGUACUUUUACUCCGUUCUUCCGCAGGUUUUGAGCAUCCAGGGUAUCAAUCCUGCCCUCGUCAAUCAGGGCAUUACGAUCCCCAUGCUCAAGAACAUGACGCGCAACGGGGGCAAUGCACUGGGUCUGGACGCCUCCCAGGGUCCAUUUCACCUCCUGAUGAUGUCGAUCUGGUGGGAGAAUGCUGAUGACGACGACAAGGUACUUGCAUGGGCGAAGGAUUUCUGGGAAACAGUCACCGCCAAGGCGAAAAAGGAUGGCGUGUUCCAUGACUAUGUCUACAUGAACUAUGCGAGCCAGUAUCAGGAUGUUAUCGCGGGUUAUGGGGCUGCCAAUAAGGCCAAACUGCAGAGCAUUGCCGCCAGGUAUGAUCCCAAGGGUGUCUAUCAGACGCUGCAGCCGGGGUAUUUCAAGCUGGCUGGCGCACCUGCCUCGGAUUCACUUUGA
Molecule: messenger RNA, 1629 nt
Organism: Aspergillus fumigatus Af293
Lineage: Eukaryota; Fungi; Ascomycota; Eurotiomycetes; Eurotiales; Aspergillaceae
Source: RefSeq, a predicted model, not a curated record